AUGGGUUCCUGGGGUGCUGGAGGCUACCGUAGUACUCCUAAUAAAUCAUGUACAGCUCCUAGCACACUGGGCUUCUGGGCCAUCAUAACUCUGGUUCCUAACUGCUACCAUAAUACACCUACUACUAAGGGGGGAGUGUCAGCCUGUUGCCAGGGUAAUGAGCUCUGUCUUCUGGUUUUGAAGGAACAUGAGCCGAUCCCCGUGUACCACCCCACGCCGAGCCAGACCCGACUGGCCACACAGCUAACGGAAGAGGAACAGAUCCGAAUUGCCCAGCGGAUCGGGCUGAUCCAGCACCUGCCCAAAGGGAUCUUCGAUCCGGGCACGGAACCAUCAGAAAAAAAAGUGAAAGAGUGUGUGAUCUGCAUGCUGGAUUUCGUGUACGGUGACCCCAUCCGAUUCCUGCCCUGCCUGCACAUCUACCACGUGGAUUGCAUCGAUGACUGGCUCAUGCGCUCCUUCACGUGUCCCUCCUGCAUGGAGCCAGUCGACGCUGCUCUCCUGGCCUCCUACGAGAAUAACUGAGGCCAGGCGUCAGCGGCGCGGCCCACGCUAACGCUUUGAGGCCACAGGUGUGGGGGAGGAAGGGGGUCAGAGGGCUGGUGGCUCUACGUUUUGCACACUCAUGGGAUACACCAAAGACUUCUACGGCAAGGAACCCCAGCUUUGCUGCCUUGCGGAUCAUCCCGAGCCGUUAAAACUUGGCUCCAGCUGAACGUAGGUGAAAGGCUGCCUCUGUAUUCGCGCAUCAGGCUGAGACUUGGAAGGAGUCAGAGCAGGGCCUGAGUUUAAAAGCUGGCGUUGGUAUUGAAGGCCCUCCCAGAAAGCAGCACCGGCCCGUGCCACGCAGCCUCUCCGAGCAGCUCCCUCGUGAGCGUUGCCUGGCGGUGGCGGGGCACUCUGUUCAGCUGCACCCCCUUCGUGCAUGUGACAGUAUUAGCGUAACACAGGAGAUAAACGAAGCAAGUGCCGAUCCCCUCGGUAACAGGAAGAAAGUACAGGAGCAUAGAGGUGCUGGCAAGAGCCGUAGGCUUGUGUUGCUUGAGGUUUAGCUUGUUUCAGGCUUCGGGUUUUUUUUUUUUUUUUUUUUUCCUUUCUGCUUU
This is a messenger RNA of Pelodiscus sinensis (Chinese soft-shelled turtle), 1103 nucleotides long. The record is from RefSeq and is a predicted model, not a curated record. Lineage: Eukaryota; Metazoa; Chordata; Testudines; Trionychidae.